UCUGAGUUAUCAUUUCGCUUCGUUUUGGUUCAGACGAUACGGCCGAGUCCGCUCGCUCGGCUCGCUGCCAAUUAACCGAGUUAACUCACUGCAUUUCCCUGUCCAUUAUUAUUUUCUCUGGGUCCAAAAAAGAACCCUUUUUUCCUUGACAACCAAAAAAGAACGUUACUUUUAAUUAAUGGGGUUUUUUCCCCUUCUUUUAUUUAUUUCAUCCCCAAAAUAAAUGAAAAAAGAAAAAAAAAGAGUCAAUUACGAUCAGGAACCCUAGAACAGAACGAGUCGAGUUGAACCCAUUUCACCCAGAUAUUUCACUCGCGACUCACGAUUCCACCAGCGAUCCCACCAGCCCUUCUUCAAACUCCUCUUCUCUCUCUCUCUCUCUCUCUCCCUCCCCUCUCUUCCCUCUCUUCGCGCCCUUUAAGCCAAGAAUCGAACCCCUCUUUUAAUUCUCAGAAAGUAAAGAAAGAUUAUGAGCGUCGCCAAUAUGAGAAUGCCGGUGAAGCGACCGGAAAGAUUCUGAAAGGCCUUGAAAAUCCCACAUUCAAGAUAUUGAAGCUUUCUCUCUCUGCUGAUAGCAUCAACAUUUUAUGUGGUGCUUAGGAAGGAUGCCCGAGUCGAUAAAUGCUUAACUCAUCUCAGGUUUAACUGCGUUUACAAUUCCGCUAAGCUCAGUUAGAUUGAUCAAGAAGACCAGUGGAAUUUACCAUAGUGGUGUAUCGAUGAUGGCCCCAAUUCGCUCCUCUGGAUUUGUUGAUCCAGGCUGGGAGCAUGGAGUUGCUCAGGAUGAAAAGAAGAAGAAGGUUAAAUGCAACUACUGCGGGAAAAUAGUUAGUGGUGGCAUAUAUAGAUUGAAGCAACAUUUAGCACGAGUUUCAGGGGAAGUUACUUACUGUGACAAGGCUCCAGAGGAAGUAUAUCUGAGAAUGAGAGAGAACCUGGAAGGUUGUCGUUCCAAUAAGAAACCGAGACAAUCUGAAGAUGACGAACAAUCAUAUUUGAACUUCCAUUCCAAUGAUGACGAAGAAGAUGGUUUACAUGUUGCUUAUAGAAGUAGAGGAAGGCAACUAAUGGGAAGCAGGAAUAUUGCUGCUAACAUGACUACUCUAAGGUCACUAAGAUAUGUUGACCCUGGGUGGGAACAUGGUGUGGCUCAAGAUGAAAGGAAGAAGAAGGUAAAAUGCAACUAUUGUGAAAAGAUAGUUAGUGGAGGUAUAAAUAGGUUUAAGCAACACCUAGCCAGAAUUCCUGGAGAGGUAGCUCCUUGUAAACAUGCUCCAGAUGAAGUGUAUCUAAAGAUCAAAGAGAAUAUGAAAUGGCAUCGUACUGGGAGGAGACAUGGACAUACUGAUGCCAACGAAAUAUCAGCGUAUUUUAUGCAAUCAGAUAAUGAAGAUGAAGAAGAUGAAAAAGAGGAAUCCCUGCAUCAUAUUAGCAAAGAAAGAUUGAUCGACGGUGACAAAAGACCGAGCAAAGAUUUGAGAAGUACUUUCAGGGGAAUGUCCCCUGGUGGUGGAUCUGAACCAUCGGUUAAAAGAUCUAGGUUAGAUUCUGUUUUUCUGAAAACCACCAAAAGACAAACUGAACAGGUGCACAAACAAGCAUUAGUUAAAAGAGGGGCCAAUAGGAGGUCACGCAAAGAAGUGAUGUCUGCAAUUUGCAAAUUCUUUUGCUAUGCAGGAAUUCCUUUUCAAUCUGCAAAUUCUGUUUACUUUCACAAGAUGUUGGAGACAGUUGGUCAAUAUGGACCAGGCUUGGUUGGCCCUUCAUGUCAACUGAUUUCUGGUCGGUUUUUACAGGAGGAAAUUGCAACCAUUAAGAAUUACCUGGUUGAGUUGAAGGCCUCCUGGGCAAUUACUGGUUGUUCUUUACUGGUAGACAGCUGGAAGGAUUCAGAUGGUAGGACAUCUAUGAACUUUUUGGUUUCUUGUCCCCGUGGUGUUUACUUUGUCUCUUCAAUCGACGCCACUGAUAUAGUAGAAGACCCUUCAAACUUUUGUAGGGUGCUUGACGGAGUGGUAGAUGAAAAUGGAGGGGAAAAUGUGGUGCAGGUAAUUACUGAGAAUACUCCCAGUUAUAAAGCUGCUGGCAAAAUGCUCGAGGAGAAGAGAAGACAUUUAUUCUGGACUCCAUGUGCGACGUAUUGUAUUGAUCACAUGCUUGAAGAUUUUUUGAAAUUGAGAUCUGUGGAAGAUUGCAUGGAGAAGUGCCAAAAAGUUACCAAGUUUAUUUACAAUCGGAACUGGUUGUUAAAUGUCAUGAAGAACGAAUAUACCCAGGGGAUGGAACUUCUGAGACCCGCAGUUACUCAGAAUGCCUCAAGUUUUGCUACUUUGCAGUGCUUGCUGGACCACAGAGCUAGUCUACGGAGAAUGUUUAUCUCCAAUGAGUGGACUUCUUGUAGGUUUUCUAAAUCUGGUGAGGGAAAAGAAGUAGAGAUGAUUGUAUUAAAUGCUUCAUUUUGGAAGAAGGUGCAAUAUGUUUGUAAAUCUGUGGAACCAGUAUUGCAAGUUCUUCAAAAGGUUGAUUGUGUUCAGAGCUUGUCAAUGUCAUCUAUAUAUAAUGACAUGUACAGAGCCAAGUUUGCUAUAAAAUCCAUUCAUGAUGAUGAUGCCAGGAAAUAUGGACCAUUCUGGAAUGUGAUAGACAACAACUGGAAUUCUUUGUUUUGCCACCCUUUACAUAUGGCUGCUUAUUUCUUAAACCCAUCAUACAGAUAUCGUCCUGAUUUUGUGGCGCAUUCGGAGGUGGUUCGUGGACUUAAUGAAUGCAUAGUUCGGCUAGAGUCCGACAAUUCCAGAAGAAUUUCUGCAUCUUUACAGAUUUCUGACUAUAAUUCAGCGAAGUCUGAUUUUGGAACUGAGUUGGCCAUUAGUACAAGAACAGAGCUUGAUCCAGCUGCAUGGUGGCAACAGCAUGGAAUAAGUUGCUUAGAGCUGCAACAAAUAGCUGUUCGCAUACUGAGUCAGACAUGUUCAUCUUUGUGUUGUGAGCACAACUGGAGCCCAUUCGAUAAGGAACGCAGUCAAAGGCACAAUGGUUUGUCUCAGAGGAGAAUGGCUGAUAUGUUGUAUGUUCACUACAACCUGCGACUUAGAGAACGCCAACAAAGAAAGCGAUCCAGUGACUCUAUUUCUCUUGAUCAUAUUCUUACGGAACAUUUACUGGAUGAGUGGAUUGUGGAACCCCAGAAACAAGGCAUGCAGGAAGAUGAGGAAAUCCUUUGUCCUGGAAUGGAGCCACUGGAUGCGUAUGAGAAUGAUUUGAUUGAUUACGAGGACGGGACUUCGGAGGAGGGCCGGAAGGGUUGUCUUCAACUUGUUAGUUUGACUGAUGUAGAAACUUUGGAUGUCAAUCCUGCCAAUGGAGGCGCGUCGACCGACAAUGAUGCUGAUGUUAAGUUCUACGAUGACGAGCUAAGUGACUAAUACAGGUAUGCAACUUAACCUGACACUGUAUCAGUUUAUUGAAAUGAAAAAUGAGUUGAGUUCACCAGCCAUUGCCUGGCUCUAAGUGAUUUGUGGCUUAAAAUCUUUUUGCCUCUGCUAUCUACAACCCUGUAAUGGGUGCUUGUACAAUUAUAAAAGGUUCCUACCUUUUAUGAAAUCCAGACAGAAAAUUGUUCAAA
Messenger RNA from Momordica charantia (bitter melon), 3625 nucleotides. Its product is annotated as hAT dimerization domain-containing protein. NCBI's taxonomy places the organism in Eukaryota, Viridiplantae, Streptophyta, Magnoliopsida, Cucurbitales, Cucurbitaceae. Gene Ontology annotation, molecular function: protein dimerization activity; DNA binding. The record is from RefSeq and is a predicted model, not a curated record.